AUGUUCUUGUUAGUCUUUGCAAUCAUUCUUGGAGUUAGUCAAAGUUCCGACGACUGUUUUUAUGAUCCACACAAUAUAGGGAAAAAAUGCCAUAAUUCAGAUCAUACUGAGUAUGUAUGUUGCUUACCUGAUGAUCGUUGUCAAAAUGGGCAAUGUUAUUUACUUGAUGAAAUUUCAUCAUCGAAAUCACUUCCAUUGCACACUUCGAUUCUUAUUGGUAUUGGAGUUGCUGCUAUUUGUAUUGUUUGUUUGGCUGUUGGAGCUUUAUAUUGGCAUCGUCGACAAAUUAAAAGUACAGAAAAACGAUCGACUCUGUUAUCAUCUUUUUCUCAACCGACAUAUGUUUCAUCUUUAACGGGUAAUUCAGCUGGUGUACGUAUACAUUCAUCUAAAUCACAAUCAGCAUCAGUUAAACCAGGUGUUACUAUAGAACUAACUACAACUACUAAACCUUAA
This is a messenger RNA of Rotaria sordida, 456 nucleotides long. The record is from the annotation of a GenBank genome assembly. NCBI's taxonomy places the organism in Eukaryota, Metazoa, Rotifera, Eurotatoria, Philodinida, Philodinidae.